AUGGAACCAGAAGAAACAACAGUUUUAAAUCCAAGCGAACUCUUCGAAAUGAUCGACGGCAUAUGUUGGGCACCAGAUUGGGGUUCGCAUAGCCUUCACUUUGGCUUGUCGUAUGAACCGACGGCAAGUGAUCUGUUUAUUGCCACCUAUCCGAGAAGUGGAACGACUUGGAUGCAAAAUAUUGUCUACAAUCUUCUGAACGAUGGACAACCUUUCGAUGCGAAUAUUGAUGAUUUUUUUCAACAAAAUCCUCAUUUAGAAAUCGAUGGCAAACAAAGUAUCAACAUGAUGCGACGACCAGGUGCAAUAAAAACUCAUUUACCUAUGGAUCGAGUACCAUACAAUCCAUUGGCCAAAUAUAUAUGUGUUAUUAGGAAUCCGAAAGAUGUUUGUAUUUCUUACUAUGUAUUCUAUAACAUGUGGUCUGAUGUGCCGAAACUUGAUUUUGAUCGUUUUUUCGAAUUUUUUCUCGAAGGAUAUUUACCAUUCGGCAAUUAUUUUGAAGCUCUUCGAUCUGCAUGGCAACGAAGUCACUAUAGCAAUGUUCUACUUGUUUCCUAUGAAGAAAUGCGAACUGAUUUUCAAUCUGUGAUACAUAAGAUCGCCGACUUCAUCAAUGUUGAGUUGACCAAUCAUUUACUGGAGAGAGUUAUGAAACAUGCGUCAUUCGAUUACAUGAAAAGCAAAUUUGAUGAUGAACGACGAACAUUUGAAAAAAAAUUUAUCGAUAGUAUUGAAGAUAAUGCGGUCGCUGCUCAACGACAACAAAUAUUUAUGGCUGAGUCAAAUUUGAAAACUAUGCGUAAAGGAGAAAUCAACGAUUGGAAGUCUAUUAUGACUCCACAGCAAAGUCGACGUAUAUAUCAACGCUUUAUAGAUGCAUGUCAAGGAUGUGAUGGAUUGGAGAAUUACUGGUCGAAAUGGAAUGUUUUCUCAUCUGAUAUUGAAGCAAUUGACAAAUAA
Rotaria socialis is the source of this 963-nucleotide messenger RNA. The record is from the annotation of a GenBank genome assembly. NCBI's taxonomy places the organism in Eukaryota, Metazoa, Rotifera, Eurotatoria, Philodinida, Philodinidae.